CCCAAUGUUUUGGUCGCGCUGACACUCAGAUGAGCCGCAGAGAGUGGUGAGGGACACGGGGCUCCAAUCCCCGUCGUAAUGUGGCUGUUCGUGGUGGGCUUUGUCGUCCACCUGAUAUUUUUCGUAUCUGUAUUUGACAUUUAUUUCAAGACGCCCUUGAGCCAUGGAAUGACCCCGCAAGUACACGGGAGAGAGCCGGCGGCGCAGAGGCUGGUGCUCCUGGUCGCCGAUGGCCUCAGGGCCGACUCCUUCUAUGACUUCCCGAACGAAACCACGAAAGCGCCCUUUCUCAGAUCUAUCAUUGAGAAAGAUGGGACAUGGGGAGUCUCUCACACUCGAGUACCAACAGAAUCUCGGCCAGGUCAUGUGGCCAUCAUUGCAGGGAUCUUUGAAGACCCAAGUGCAAUUGCAAAAGGAUGGAAAGAGAACCCUGUAGAGUUUGAUUCUGUCUUCAACGAAAGUCGUCAUACAUGGUGUUGGGGCAGUCCAGAUAUUCUGCCAAUGUUUGCAAGUGGCUCAGAACGAGGUCACAUAGAGACCUUUAUGUAUGAAGCAGUGGAAGAAGACUUUGCCAGUGAUGAUGCUUCUAGGCUUGAUACUUGGGUCUUUGAUCAUGUUGUUUCCUUCUUUGAAAAAGCCAAGGGAGACAAGAAACUCAAAGAACGUCUACUGCAGGAUCGCAUAGUAUUUUUCCUCCAUCUAUUAGGAAUUGAUACGAAUGGACAUGCCCACAAGCCAUAUUCCAAGGAAUAUCAAAAUAAUAUUGCUGUUGUUGAUAAAGGAGUUGAAAGAGUUGUCAAGGUGUUUGAAGAAUUCUACAAUGACAAGAAAACAGCUUACAUCUUUACAUCAGACCAUGGAAUGACUGACUGGGGGUCGCAUGGGGCUGGAGACCCGAGUGAAACAGAAACACCAAUUGUUGCCUGGGGUGCAGGUGUAGCUAAGCCAAAGCAUCCCUCACAGUUCAAAGAGAAGAUGAUGUAUGAUGCACGUGUUGAGAAGUGGGGUUUGACACAUGUCCGUCGCCAUGAUCUCCACCAGGCAGAUAUUGCACCCCUCAUGUCAUCCAUUAUUGGCAUACCAAUACCUGUCAAUAGCAUGGGAUUGUUGCACAUUGAGUAUUUAGGGACAGCCGAUGAGUACAAAGCAGAUGCCUUGUAUGCAAAUGCUCGGCAAAUGCUUGCACAGUAUCAACGCAAGAGGGCUCAAAAGGAAGAGGAGAUUAUGCCCAUUUUCUACUGGCCAAACCUGAAUCUGUCUCCUGACAGAGAAUUGGAGAUUUUGGCAAAGAUCCGAAACUACCUGAAAGAAGCUAAUUAUGAAGAUGCUAAUAUGGAGAGCCUGUUUUUGAUUUCGUUGACACAGCAGGGCAUGGAUUAUUACCAUAAUUAUGACCGUUUGUCACUUUCCAUUCAUAUUGCUCUUGGUUUCAUGGGCUGGAUAUUCCUCAUGAUCUGUCAUCUCUUGAGAGACCACAGCGCAGUUUUACGGAUGGCUGGAGGCACAAUAGAAGGAAGGAGAGUCUGGCGGUCAUCUGUUUUGAUGGGCUUAGUCCUAGUGGUUUGGGCUGUAACAAACCUCACUAAACUCAUUGGACAGCAAAAUCCAUGGCAACACUACUUGUACCUUAUGACUCCUAUUGGCUUAUGGACUCUGGUCCACCAGAGCUGUGCUCCCUUACGUGUCACAUGGCUACUCGUGUCCUCUUUCAACAUGGUGUGGGAAGUUGCAAUCCGCAUCCUCUUUAUCAUUAUUGGAAUUGAGAUCUUGGUGAUGGCCUUCUUUGUCAGACCAUUUCUCUCUGUGGGUCUUAUAUGCAUAGGACUUUGGCCUGUGAUCAUGUACUCCAUGCAGGGUGUGGUAGAGAAGUCCAUGCGUCUCGUGUGGAUUGGAGCGAGCAUACUCCUGGCCUCCUUUACUUACAUGCCAGUGGUGGGCAAGGAGCCAUUCUAUCCAAUGGUAGAAGUGGCUGGCUUAUUAGCAUUUUCACUUGGAGGAGUUGGCAUAUAUUGGUGUGGCGGUGAAGGUGGCCUGCCUCGACACAUUUCCUCUGUUGUCUACGUCCAAGGGCUGAUGGUUGUGGGCUCAGUUUAUCUUGUCCAUACAACAGCAUAUAGCAUCAAACAAAAGGAAGGACUGCCACCGCUCAAUCAGUUGGCAGCCUGGUGCGUUCUAGCACUGGCAUUCCUGUUGCCUCUUCUCGGGUCUCGCAAUGUGAUGGGCCGCCUUCUGUCUGUCACAGCCUCCCUCCUUUGUCCGUUCCUCCUACUGUCAAUCAGACAUGAAGGAUUCUUCUAUAUUGCCUUGACAAUAGCAAUGUUCCUUUGGCUCAUCCUUGAAUUCUACCUGGCAGGUGAAAAUGUGCAGAUUGCAAUGCUCAAGUUUGCAACAUGGGGCAAGGAAGGAUGUGAAGGAGGAGAGAGGGUUCUGGAGUGGUCUGAUGUACGCCGUGCAUAUUUCUUUCUUUUUUUUAUUAUCUUAGCAUUCUUCGGUACUGGAAAUCUUGCCAGUAUCAACAGCUUUGACCCAAGUUUUGUAUACUGUUUUGUGACAGUGUUUUCGCCAUUUGUGAUGGGGGGCCUCUUGCUCUUUAAGAUCAUCAUCCCAUUCCUCCUGGUCACAUGUUUCUUCCAUGCUAUUUGCACUAUAAUUAAGGUUCCAACCCGUGCCCUGUUCUAUGUGUUUCUCGUGAUGUCAGACUUCAUGGCACUGCACUUCUUCUUCCUCAUUCGGACAGAAGGCUCUUGGCUAGAAAUUGGGACAUCACUCAGCCACUACAUUAUAUCUAUGGCUACUACACUUUUCCUGAUUCUUCUUCUCUUCAUUGCUAAAUUCCUCACCAACAUCUGCCUCAGAAAGCCAGCAAAAGAAGGAGAGUUUGUUUUGCCACAAGUUAGUGUUGGCAGACCUCAUAGGGAUUAGAGAGAUACUGACUUUCUUGGUAGUCCUGCCAUACAUGGAUUUUAUAUUUAGAUUAUUUAUGUAUUUAAACCAUAAAUAAAAGACAUUUUUAAAGGUUUUGUUUGAAGGAAAACUCAUGAGAGUUCAGUGUGGUCCUCUAAGCAAUAUACAAAUAAAUGAAGAAGUCUAACUCUUGCCCAUUUUGUUAUUUAUGGCAACUCUGUGUUGUGAAUAACUGCAGAUAGUUUUUUUUAUGUUCUGAAUAAAAAUUGACUUAGUCCAUUGAUAAAGUGAACCAAACAUUGUUGAGUUAUUAAAUGUUCAGAGUGUAACUCAGUAAUUCCAAUCAAGUUAUAUUUGACAUUUACCAGAAAAAUAAAUGAAAAAGAAGUUACAAAACUUUUUUGUAUGCUAACAAAUUUUCAGAAGUGAAAUUUCUCUAGAAAUGAAUUUUGUUAUGUAUAUACUGCUUUUAUAUUUUAUUCUUCUCCAAUGGAUGAAGUGAUAUGUAUUAUUUGUAUGUAAAUCAUGUAGAUUUUUUAUAUAAUGUAUUAUAUUUGUGAUGUAGUUGAAACAUUAUUAACUCUGUUGGUGUUUCUCAUUGAAAUGUAAAAGGCAACAGCUUUUCUUUUUUCUUCUUGAGUUGGUGCACAAGCAUUAAAGACACUUUCUAGCAGGGAUAUAUAUUUGCAAUUAUUUGUAAAGUUGAUAUUUUGGAUAAUAGGCCAAAAUACUUGUGGUAAGAAAAAAGUGAGAAAAAAAGCCAUAUCAGCCACUCCAACUUGAUCACCUAGAAAGAUUUGACCUGAAUAUUAGUCACCAAUGUUAAAAUGGUAAACUUUAUAGAUGCUUUUUGUCUGUUUUUAUUAGCCAUGAUGAUUCCAAAUUGACAUCUCAAAAAUUAUAUCCCAGAAAUGUCUGCCCUAGAAUUUUUAUAUGAAAAUAAUGGUUCCGAAGUGUUGUUGGUGAAUAUAAAUUUCCUGAAGUUCUAGUUACUUAUCAGUAUUUAUCUGGCAAUAUUGAGUAUUGUCAUGUAGCUGAAUAUUAUGCAAAGCGAUUCAAAAGAUAUGCCCCUAAAAUUACAAAUUGUAUUGAUAAUUUAGGCUAUACAUUUUUAUUUAAAACAUGAACUGUUUUUAAUCAGCUAUAGCCAUUUAUAUUCACAUAUGACCAAAGUGUGAUCCAUUUUCAGGAAAGCAAGCUUCUUUUUUUACCCAGUUAACAGAGAUAUUGUGUAGGGUUGCUACAGUGAUUCUGUUUUAAAAAAUGAAUUUGCUAACAAGGGCUAGAACAGCAACUAGUUUUUUGAAUAGCAAUAUUUGGCAGUAAGUUACCAUUUCCCUAUGCAGAUGCCCCUCCUAAGCUACAGCUCACUCAUUGCUUAAGAGUCCGCCUUGGUCUCCAGGCACUUGAAUUACCACUGUCCCACCGUUGCUACUGUGAUAUUUUCAAUUGCCAUUUCAGUGUUAGUUUUCAUUUCUGUGUGUGUGAUUUAGUCUUUUAGACCACUUCAUUUAGGUUUUCCAUAGAAGGUAAUCAUAUUGUAGUCUUAUGAUCUUGAAGGCCACACUAUUUUUAGAUACGUGUUCAUCAAAAAAAUAAUGCAGGAUGUCCAUGAUUUCAAUACAGCACACCAUGUUAUUCCAGUUUUUUUUAAGGUGUUUUCAUGAAAAUGGGACAGUUUUUAUUACAGUAAAUUCAUCUGUCUGACUGUUAACCAAGAAUGUCCACUGUGUUUUUGAUUUAUUAAUUUAUUUACAAAAAUGGAUUCUGAGGCACCUAGUCCCCAAGGAAUCAUUUACUAGGGAAACCUUUACCUGUUUACCCCAUUCCUUGAAUUUUCAGAAAACACUUUUUUUAAAAAAUUAUAAUAGAGAUAAUUCUACUCUUGAUAAUGUUAGUGACGAUAAUUAUGUUAAUAGAAUUGAAAAUUUUAUUUUCCUGGAUAUUCAAGGAAUAAGAUAAACAUGUACAAUCAGGUAGUCCAAGUAACUCACUUCCCGAUGAUUAAGAACAAAAUUACCACAGAAGACUAUAUGGCACUAAGAGCUUUAUGUACCCACUAAGGCAGAACUAUGAUUCAUAAGUUGCAAGUAGUAGCAUAGCAACCCAAUUCAAAAUCUCUUCUAACAUGAUAUAGGAUCACAGUUUGAACAGAUGCUAAAUAUGGUCUAUUAUUAACAAAAAUGAAACAAUAUAAGUCACUUGAGUAUUGCAAAUACUUAAUGCACAUCUAAAGUCCAUAGUUAUGUGUAAGGAAUACAGCAUGUACUACAAUCCACAAUUAAGACCCUUAAAUCACAAAUUCUGAUAUACCCCUUUGUAUUUUUUUAAGUCAAAAGCAAUGAUCUGUCUUAUGUUAAAGUCUCUUGUAUUUACUCUUUUGUUUAUCCUGUAUAGCAUAUUUACCAUAAUUUUAAAAGAAGUUAAGUGAUAUUU
Messenger RNA from Penaeus chinensis, 5340 nucleotides. It is a transcript of the gene PIG-N, whose product is annotated as GPI ethanolamine phosphate transferase 1-like. NCBI's taxonomy places the organism in Eukaryota, Metazoa, Arthropoda, Malacostraca, Decapoda, Penaeidae. Gene Ontology annotation, cellular component: endoplasmic reticulum membrane. Gene Ontology annotation, biological process: GPI anchor biosynthetic process. The record is from RefSeq and is a predicted model, not a curated record. Bases 79 to 2922 code for a protein of 947 amino acids. Gene Ontology annotation, molecular function: mannose-ethanolamine phosphotransferase activity. The transcript has 16 exons.